AUGUCGCUCCCGGUCCUCUCGUACGCGACCGCGCACGCCGACCCACCCGAGUUCAUCCGCCAACUGCGCCACGCCCUGCUCACGACCGGCUUCCUGUACCUCUCGUCGAUCGACGCCGUGGUGCCCGACUGGCGCGCCUCGUGGGACGCCGCGUUCGCGGCGUCGGCCGACUUCUUUGCGCACGACGAGGCGACAAAGGUCGAGGGGAUUGGCAUGGCGAGGUCGAGACACUUUCGCGGGUACUCGGCGUACGGCGUCGAGGUGACGCAGGGGCGGCAUGACUUGAGGGAGCAGAUUGACCUUGGGCCCGACACGGAGCCGGCGGUCGAGUACCCGCCGCCGCCCGGAACCCGGAUCGAGCGCGUCCUGUACGGCCCGAACCAGUACCCUUCUUUCGUCCCCGCGCUCGAGCCCGCCCUCCGGCACUGGCACGCCCUCUGCACCUCGAUCUCCUGCGUCCUCCUCUCCCUCCUCGCCGAGUCCCUCACCCCCUCGCCCUCCCGCCUCACGUCCCUCUUCGCGACGCGCCCCGACCGCGAGGGCGAGCCCGCCUACUCGCGCAUGAAGGUCGUGCGGUACCCGCCCGUGCGCCCAGGCGACGACGACGAGGGCGGCGGGCUCGGCGUCGGCGCGCACAAGGACGGUGGCGGGUUGACGCUGCUCGCGCAGGACGCGACGGGAGGGCUGCAGGUGCAGCUGUGGGACGGCGAGUGGGUCGGGGUCGAGCCGAGGGAGUACGAGCUCGUCAUUAAUGUCGGGCAGGUCGUCGAGCGCUUCUCGGCCGGCCUGUACGCGGCGACGACGCACCGUGUCCUCCCGACGCGCUCCUCCUCAGCGCGCCUCUCGAUCCCCUUCUUCUUCUGCCCGCGCCUCGACGCCCUCGUCCCCGUCCUCUCGCCCUCCGACAUCCAUCCCGCGCUCCUCGACGAGGCGGCGCGCACGGCCAACGGCGCAGAGAAGAAGAGCGAGGUGAGGCAGGGCGACCUGCACGAGGAGGUGUUUGGGCUCGCGGCGUGGAGGGGCAUCACGAGGAGCCAUGGCGACGUGUGGACCAAGUUCUACGGGCGCGAGGUGGAUCCGGUCGGCGGGCCCGAGGUGCUCGCUUGAGCGGAGGACGCUCUCUAUCUCUCUCUCGACGGGCGCUCGCUCUCUCUCGCGGCACUCGUAGAGAUGGGAAUGGAACUGCGAUGCACUUGUCGAGCUACGUCGCACCCUU
Messenger RNA from Rhodotorula graminis WP1, 1216 nucleotides. RefSeq lists its product as uncharacterized. The transcript is spliced from 3 exons. Gene Ontology annotation, molecular function: dioxygenase activity. The coding region runs from base 1 to 1107 and encodes 368 amino acids. The record is from RefSeq and is a predicted model, not a curated record. NCBI's taxonomy places the organism in Eukaryota, Fungi, Basidiomycota, Microbotryomycetes, Sporidiobolales, Sporidiobolaceae.